UAUGGGAAAGAAAUUCAUUAUUUUUGGAAUCUUGGUUUGGAUAACUCUGAAUCUGAGUUGCAAUGAUGCGGUCGUAUUUAAGUUUACGAAUGCAGUUUGCGAGAGCUACAACAAGUCGUGGAUAGUCAUAAAUCAUUGUCGUCUGCAUGCAAUCAGCCGGAAUAAGACAGUUUUUAAUUUUAAUGGAACGGUUCUGUAUCCAUGUAACGACAUUUUUAUUGAGGCUCAAAUUUUCAAGAAAGCAAACGGUUAUAAGCCAUGGCUUUUUAAGACGACUGUAGAUGCUUGUCGAUUCGUCAAGAAGUAUAAUCCCGUUGCCAUUUUGGUUUACAACCUGUUUAAGGAGUUCACUAAUGUUAAUCACACGUGUCCUUAUGUGUUUCACAAUACGUCAGUAUAUGUGAAUGUAUCUGAAGGUACCUUUUAA
Drosophila sulfurigaster albostrigata is the source of this 427-nucleotide messenger RNA. RefSeq lists its product as uncharacterized. The coding region runs from base 2 to 427 and encodes 141 amino acids. Lineage: Eukaryota; Metazoa; Arthropoda; Insecta; Diptera; Drosophilidae. The transcript has 3 exons. The record is from RefSeq and is a predicted model, not a curated record.